This is a messenger RNA of Adineta ricciae, 1806 nucleotides long. NCBI's taxonomy places the organism in Eukaryota, Metazoa, Rotifera, Eurotatoria, Adinetida, Adinetidae. The record is from the annotation of a GenBank genome assembly.
AUGGAAUCUGUUCGUUUAAGUCAAUUUGAAGAUUUACCUGAUGAAUUAUUACUUUUAAUUUGUUCAUAUUUAAAUCAAAUCGAAGUUUUAAUUUGUUUUUCGUCGUUAAAUAUUCGUUUAACGAAAACAAUUACUGAAUAUACAAAACAAAUUGAUUUUAAUCGAAUUCCAUUGAAGUUAAUUAAUUAUUUUCGAAAUGAAAUCUUUCCGAAGAUUUGUUCAGAUGUUCAAUCGAUUAUUCUUCAUGAUGAUUUGGAAUCUCGAUCAAUUGGUUUAGAAAUCUUUCCCAAUCUUGAAUCAAUUCAUUUUUUGAAUAAAUUCUCUUCGAAAUAUCUUCGUAAUACAAAACAAAUUCAAAUUGAUUUAGUUCCAGCAGAUUUACAAAAUGAAUUAAUGGAAAAAUUAUUUUCAUCUAAUGAAUAUUCGAAUUUACAAAGUUUAUCCUUCAUUUCUUAUCAUGGAUCGACUUUUUCUAAUAUUAAAUUGGCGAAAUUAAAUCAAAUUCAACAAUUAACAAUAACAUUGAAGAAUAAUGUUGAUCUUUUUGAACUUCUUCAUCUUUUCUCAUCAAUUGUACAGAAAUUACAUAUUCAUAUACUUUAUAAUGGACCAUUUAAGUCUUUAACAUCUUCAUUAUUAACAUUAACAAAACUUCGAUAUUUUCAUUUAAAAACAACAUUCGAAGAUGCGAUUAAAUUCAAUCAAUUAGAGAAAUUAAUCAAUGAUUCGAUGAGUUUAUUAGAAUAUUUAUCUAUUGAAACAUUGACACGUGAUGAAAAUUAUAUCAAUGGUUACAAAUGGGAAAAAUGUUUCGAAAAAUUGAAUCAAUUAAAGACAUUUGUUUGUUCUAUUCGAUAUCGUUGUAAAGUUAAUGAAGAGAUUGACGAUCAAGAUUUAAUCGAAGAAAAAUUAUUUAAAUCUUUUUCAACAAAGUUUUGGUUAUAUCAAAGAAAAUGGUUCAUUCAUUUUUAUUCAACAGUUUUACUAAUUACAAAUGACAAUUGUUUUGUAAAUUCUUUUCAAAGAAAUGCUUAUCGAAAAAUAUUUUUAUUCACCAAUCCUUAUCCUUAUAAGAAUAUGGAUAUUACAGUCGAUAUCAAUAAAAUGAAAUCAACAAUAACAAAUUAUAAUGAUAUUUCUAUGAUGUAUGAUCAGAAAAAUAUUUAUUCAAAUGUUCGUCAUUUAUAUUUUGAUGGAGAACAUAUUCCUAUUCAAGUGAAACAUUUCAAUGAAUUACUUCAUCAAUUUCAAUUAUUAACUGAAUUGAAAUUAGAUCGUCUGUUCAUUGAUUCUUCAUUACAAUCGAGUGAUCAAAUCAAACUUCGUUAUUUGAAUAAAUUAAUUAUUUAUCAUAAUUAUGAAAAAUAUCCAUUGGAUAUUAAUUUUCUUGAUUUAACUUCUAUGUACAAUCUUCGAUAUAUUCGUAUUCCACAAGCUUCGCUUCCCCAUCAUCGUCAAAUACCAAAACAGCUUGAAACUUUAAUUUUAACUGAAUGUCGCGAUCAUCUUUUUGUUCAUACAUUGAGAUAUGAAAACUUGCGAAUAUUAAAACUGCAUUUGGAUUAUUUCGAUCGAUUGUUGGAAAAUAUGGGCGAAUCCAUUCUUCACUUAAUUAAAACAAUUUAUAAUGCAAAUCAAACAUUAGAAUCACUUCACUUAAUGUGUCCUGGUGUUAAUCAAAGCAAAGUGAAAAUAUUUGAAAAACGAUUCAAUUCAAAUAACAAUGAAUACUUAACUGCUCAUUUCGAUGGCAAGUCUUUAACAAUUAAGCGAUUAGAAGAGUUUUUUCGUCGAUCUCAAUCAUAG